AUGGCAGAUACAACUGAAGAACUCCCAACAAGUGUAAUUGAUACUAGUGAAGAAUCGACAAAAUGGCAAGCAUAUUGGGAUGAAAAUUAUAAACGUUAUUAUUGGUCAGAUGGAAAUGAAUCGGUAUGGGAAACUCCGAAAGGUUGUGUUGAACCAUCUCCACCUGAAUCAAAAUCAUCUUUAACUAUUGAACAAGAACAACAAGAACAAGAACAACAGUAUUCAACUAAUGAUUAUGCUUUAUCAAUGGCAUAUGCAAAUGUACAACCAGAUCUUCGUUAUCAACCUUAUAUAAUUCCUCCUGUUAUUCCAAGUACAAUAAAUUCAGGAAAAAGACUUGUUGGACAAGAUGCACGUGAUCUUCGCCAAUUAUAUCAUUAUUUUGAUUAUAAUGCUUGGAAUGAAGAAUUAAAUCGAACAAAUGGUAAUCAAAAGAAAAAAGUUAAAUUAACAAAAAAAGAACUUGAUGCUAUUAAAGCACGUCGUGCUGCAAUUAAAAGAAAACAUCGUGAUAAAUGGUUACUUGAAGAUUGA
Molecule: messenger RNA, 534 nt
Organism: Rotaria sordida
Lineage: Eukaryota; Metazoa; Rotifera; Eurotatoria; Philodinida; Philodinidae
Source: the annotation of a GenBank genome assembly